This is a messenger RNA of Oenanthe melanoleuca, 2537 nucleotides long. RefSeq names its product acyl-CoA binding domain containing 7 (gene ACBD7). Gene Ontology annotation, biological process: fatty acid metabolic process. The transcript is spliced from 4 exons. The record is from RefSeq and is a predicted model, not a curated record. Gene Ontology annotation, molecular function: fatty-acyl-CoA binding. The coding region runs from base 2065 to 2331 and encodes 88 amino acids. Lineage: Eukaryota; Metazoa; Chordata; Aves; Passeriformes; Muscicapidae.
GUGCCGGGGCCGGUCUCUCUGUGCCGGGGUCGGUCUCUCUGUGCCGGGUCGGUCUCUCUGUGCCGGGUCGGUCUCUCUGUGCCGGGUCGGGUCUCUCUGUGCCGGGUCGGUCUCUCUGUGCCGGGGCCGGUCUCUCUGUGCCGGGGCGGUGUCCGAGCUGCGCUCAAGGCCGCAUGGCGAAGCGGCCGUAGCUUUAAGGGGGCCUGCCGCUGCCAGGUCUAACCGUAGACUCAGCACCGGCAUUCCCAGAGUUCGAGCUCUCUGGCGCUUAAGCAGUGGCAGACCUGAUUAGUUGUAUAUCAGCUAACGCAAUCGGUGCCAGAUCACCAGGUGACUUCAUAGGGACUUCACAGCCACAGGGUGUCCUCGCUGCAGUGCAGUGUGCGCCGUGCUGUGCACGGAUCUUGUGUUCUGUGACCGAGGGGACAUGUAAGGGCUGAGUCCAUUCAGUGUUUUCCGCAAUCUGCCCUCAGCCUUUAACAAAUCUUCACAAGCACGGACAUCUUCCACAUUUACCGUAGUGUACAGCAUGGUUAAGCACAGCCUCUUGGCGCUGAAAGUGCUGAGCUUCUUCACCAGGGCGCCGCUGCUUCAGAGAUGUUUUCAUUUCUUAAAAAAAAACAAUCUCCUUUUUACUUAAAUUUACUUGGAUUGUUUUCUCAUUAUUUCCUGACUUAAUUUAACUGGACUUGUUUCCCCUUAAAUUACUUUUUUGGCACGGUUUUAUGGAAGUUAGUGGGCUAAAAAAUGCAGAAAUACCUACCAUAGAUCAAAAUAUGCUUAGAAAAUCAUGUACAUAAAUGUGUAGAGGCAUGAAUAUAAAUAAUUCAUUGAUACAAGAGGGAUGGAUUUUUUUUUCUUCAGCUGUUACAUUUGCAGGAUAGUUCAUCAAUUAAUUUAAUAUUGUUUUUAUUCUGUACUUAAUAGACCAAAUUAAAAACCAGCAUUCACAGUGUAUUUUGUGUGUGUAGCCACUUGUGUGAGGUAUCCUUGGGAUGACCCAGGAUUUUUCCAGAGCUGCAGCUGAAGGGUGUGAGGUCCCAGGUUGGCUGGAUAUGGACAUGGACAUGGGCAGGGACUGUGGCAGAGGGAACAGUACCAAUCACUGCGCUGGUUGCAGUUCAAACCUUUCCAGAAAUUACUUUGUCAAGCAGACGGUGUGGGAUUCCUUCUGUAUCACUGCUCUCGACCUGGCGGUCUAAUACUCGGUGGUAUGGCUGGAGCUCAGGCUUUCUGCAGAAACCACUGAGUCCCAGUGUGCUGACAGUCCCUGUGUGCAGUGAGUCCCUGUGUGCUGUCAGUCCCUUUGUACAGUCAGUCUCUGUGUGCAGUGAAUCCCUGUGUGCAGUGAGUCCCUUUGUACAGUCAGUCCUUGUGUGCAGUGAGUCCCUGUGUGCUGUCAGUCCCUGUGUGCAGUGAGUCCCUGUGUGCACUGCUGUCAGUCCCUUUGUACAGUCAGUCUCUGUGUGCAGUGAAUCCCUGUGUGCAGUGAGUCCCUUUGUACAAUCAGUCCUUGUGUGCAGUGAGUCCCUGUGUGCUGUCAGUCCCUGUGUGCAGUGCUGUCAGUCCCUGUGUGCUGUCAGUCCCUGUGUGCCGGGUUUCCCUGUGUGCAGUGCUGUCAGUCCCUGUGUGCAGUGCUGUCAGUCCCUGUGUGCUGUCAGUCCCUGUGUGCAGUGAGUCCCUGUGUGCAGUGCUGUCAGUCCCUGUGUGCAGUGAGUCCCUGUGUGCAGUCAGUCCCUGUGUGCAGUGAGUCCCUGUGUGCAGUGAGUCCCUGUGUGCUGUCAGUCCCUGUGUGCUGUCAGUCCCUGUGUGCAGUGCUGUCAGUCCCUGUGUGCUGUCAGUCCCUGUGUGCAGUGCUGUCAGUCCCUGUGUGCUGUCAGUCCCUGUGUGCCGGGUUUCCCUGUGUGCCGUGUUUCCCCGUGCGCUGCCGGCGCCGCUCGCUGCCGAGCGCAGGUCACGGGUCCAUCCGCCCCAGCCCCGCCGCGCCGCCGCAGCCCCACUGCAGACGCGCCGCGUCCCCGCCGGAGAAGGAGCGAGGCCGUUCCCUGCGCAUCCUGCAGCAGCAUGACUCUUCAGGCUGACUUUGAUGGUGCUGCAGAAGAUGUAAAAAAAUUAAAAACAAGACCAACUGAUGAAGAACUGAAGGAACUAUAUGGAUUCUACAAACAGGCUACUGUUGGAGAUAUUAAUAUUGAAUGUCCAGGAAUGCUAGAUUUGAAAGGCAAAGCCAAAUGGGAGGCAUGGAACCUGAAAAAAGGUUUAUCAAAGGAGGAUGCCAUGAAUGCCUAUAUCUCUAAAGCAAGAGCAAUGGUAGAAAAAUAUGGAAUCUAGAAUAUUCAAAAUAAUUCCCACUAAUAAUUAACUACUCUUCAGUAGCUGAUGAACUAACUUGAGAAAAAUGCAGUACUAACUCCUUUUUGUGUAGUCUGACACUAAUAUCUUUUAAGCAUCAGCUGUUUGACUUUAAAGGGUAUUUACAUAUAUAAUCGAUUUUUAGCUUGUAUAUUAAUCUAAAUAAAUUUGAACUGAAUAAAUUA